CAAAGAUUUUUUUUAUACGGGUCGAACGGGAGACUCUGAUUAGGAGCCAUCCACUCCAUUAGUGGUAACUGGUCCAAAAUUGGAAUUUGGAAACAGCAAAAAAAAACCUUUCUUCUUUGUUGUAAAGCUCCGAGAAGUUGCCUCCGCCGAUUUGCACAGAGAAUUCAUCCGCCACUCAAUCUUGCCGGUAAAUUUGGGGCAAGAAAAGGAGCUCUCUUUCAACCUCCACCCUUCUGAUAUCAAUAGCUGUUUAUCCUUGCAGAUUAAAAUAUAGAGAUAUGCAAGACCAGAGAGGACUUGAGGAAGCUUCAGCUCCUAAAUUGCGGAAAAAGAAAACAUCACAACAAAAGGCUCCAGUGUUGCAAAAAGAAGGGAAUAAGGCAAAAAGGAUACAAGAUGUGCAUGCAAUGCCAAUUCAAAAUGGACUCAAACCUACCAAAAGAGUCCCACCGACCGAAAUUUCCCCAUUAUUCCAAUAUGCUGAGAAAUCAACACCUGAAUUCUCGCCGGAUACUUCCCCUUCCGGAAAUGAAUAUCGGGCAUUGAGGAGAAAGUAUCUAAUGCUGGAGGAAGAAAGUUUUGCUCUUGGUAAAGAAUUGAGAGAAGCCGAAGAUGAGAUCAAGGCCCUUGAAGAUGAGAAGCUAACACUCCUUGAUGAUCUUGUUGUGUUAGAAGGCCUGGUUGAUCCUUCAGAGAUUCAAUCUCAAGGCCCGCGAUUAUGAUGGUUUAUUUAAAAUGUGUUUUUCAGUAAAUUGGGGAUAUAUACAGAAUUGUGUACAACAAUCCAACUUUUUUUAGCAUAAAGUUGACAUGGUUGCGAUGCAUUAUAUAACAUCGACUGGUUGAUUAUUGCA
This is a messenger RNA of Solanum dulcamara, 854 nucleotides long. RefSeq lists its product as uncharacterized. Bases 279 to 722 code for a protein of 147 amino acids. The record is from RefSeq and is a predicted model, not a curated record. The transcript has 2 exons. NCBI's taxonomy places the organism in Eukaryota, Viridiplantae, Streptophyta, Magnoliopsida, Solanales, Solanaceae.